AUGUCUAAGCUUGCCACUUUUCUUCUGUGCGUUGUAGGUGCGAGCCUGACUGUAGUUUCAGCGAUUACUGACGAGGAAUUGGCUGCCUUCCGUCUGGCCAUAACACCAAUCAUAACUGACUGUGCUGAAGAAUAUGACAUGAGUAAAAAUGACAUUGAAGCUGCCAAACAGAACAGGGAUGCCGACGCUGUCGCAUCCUGCUUUGUUGCAUGUGGAUUAAAGAAAAUUCAAGUUUUGGAUGACAACGGCAUGUACGAUGAGGAUAAAGUUCUUGAAAAACUAAAAUACUUUGUCAAAAAUGAUGCAGAUUUAGCCAAAUUUGAAAGCAUUGCCCAGACAUGUGCUAAAGUGAAUGACGAAUCCGUCAGUGACGGUGCCAAAGGAUGUCAAAGAGCUAAACUUGUUUUAGCAUGUGCUUUCAAACACAGAUCUGAGAUGCCAUUUUAA
Molecule: messenger RNA, 447 nt
Organism: Arctia plantaginis
Lineage: Eukaryota; Metazoa; Arthropoda; Insecta; Lepidoptera; Erebidae
Source: the annotation of a GenBank genome assembly